UUUGAUGUGAUCUAAAUGCGCAUGUCAAUGCAGUUAUUCUUGACACGUUACUCUGAGCUUAUACAUCUUCUAUUUCUCUUAUAACACCCCCAAUCACUGAAUACCUAGACUCUGACAGAAGGCCUCAGACUUCUAGACUGAGCAUCUACUAGUUACCCAUACAUUUAGAUCUUAUCGAACAUUAGUAGGCACAAAUAUCAACAGUACCUACCAAAUUAUUGACGCCAACCUUGGAACAUUGCAUCCCUUAUAUCCUGGUGGUUAGACACUACCCUAGGUAGGUAUAUAAAGUCUGAUCCUCGGCACAUCAGUAUGCCAUAAUCCAUCAACUUCAAUGCUAACCUAGAGGCAUCAGAUACUGCAUAAAACCAUACCUACCUAUCCUACAGCGAGCGAGAUAGGGGUAUAACGCGAAGCCGAGCAUAAACUCUCCAAAUCACUAGAUUUGAAAAGUUCGAAAUCCCCUUUCCUCCCACCGCAACUCCUUUAUUCUGUACGCUUCUUUUUUGCAAACAAACUUUGGAUCGUCUUGGUCCUUCCUUUUAAACAGAAAACAACCAACGUUUAUAAAAGACGAGUCGCCGCUACCUCAGUGACACACUUAUACCGCGGCUACGAAAAUGGACGACACCUUGUCCCCCGCUGCCUGUGUCCUCGUAGCGAUCAUUGGCAUCUUGCAUACGCUGUGGUGCUAUACAUCUUUACAGGAUUACAAAGAACAUCAAAGGGAAAUGAUGCUUCAGCAGGAACAGAUGCGCCGGCAGCAGAGACGGGAGGCCAAGCGGAGACAGAUGGUCAAGCCAACAGAGGUGGACGAGCCAACAACUCGACAAGUCAAGCAAGAAAAAGAAGAAGAAGAGGGUGGGAAGGGACAAGACACAGGCAUAUCCUGCUUCGACACUUGCUCCAUAUGCCGAGACACCAGCCCCGACGACCCUCCCGUCACCCUGCCCUGCCGCCACGUCUUCCACAGCGCCUGCAUCGAGCCGUGGCUGUCCUCCUGCAAGGACGCGCCGAACUGCCCCUACUGCCGCCGCGACCUCAUCCACCCCGAGUGCAGACACCCGAUCAGCGCCCGGUACUACACGCCGGGCAGCGACCUCCGCGCGUCCGUGAUCGGGCAGUCGUGCGCCGGGUGCGAGAUCGUGCGGCGCCUGCACGACAUCCUGCCGGCCGUGCUGCGCACCCUCGUCAACGUCGACCUCGCGUGCUCGCCCCCCGCCAACUGCGAGCCGGUGCCGUGGGGGCCGGCCCCGGCGGACGCGGACGACGAGCUCAGCAUCUGGCAGAGGCGCAAGCGCCGCCGGCUGCUCCGCGACCUCGUCGCGCUGCGCGCCUUCGUCGACGAGUGGCUUGCCCUCCCGCGCUUGCUGCGGGAGGCCGCCACCACUACCACCGCCACCGCCACCGCCGCCGACAUCCCGCGGCGCCCGGGGAACCACCAUGUGCUGCGGCUGGACAUGCUGGACCGCGAGGUGUGGGCGCUGAGGGGGCUGCUUGAGAGGAUGCUGCGCGUGGUGCGGGAGGAGUCGGUGGAGAGCGCGUGGCUGGAUGCGGUGCGGAAGCUGUUUGUGUUGGAGGGUGAGGAGGUGGAGGAGGAGGGGGAGGAGGAGUGGGUGCCGAUGUGGUUGGAUGUGCCGGUGGAGGAUCUCAGGGAUGUGCAGGCUUCGUUGGCGAGGAUGCUGAUGGUUCUGAAGAGGGGGAAUAUUCCGCUGCGCAGGCAUGUGUGUGUGUUUUGUAAGUGUAGAGGGAGUAGUGGUGCUGGUACUUGA
Molecule: messenger RNA, 1772 nt
Organism: Hypoxylon fragiforme
Lineage: Eukaryota; Fungi; Ascomycota; Sordariomycetes; Xylariales; Hypoxylaceae
Exons: 1
Coding region: 621-1772 (383 amino acids)
Source: RefSeq, a predicted model, not a curated record